Cooperia oncophora is the source of this 558-nucleotide messenger RNA. The record is from the annotation of a GenBank genome assembly. NCBI's taxonomy places the organism in Eukaryota, Metazoa, Nematoda, Chromadorea, Rhabditida, Trichostrongylidae.
AUGUCUUCAGUCACUGGUCAACGAUAUGGACUGAAGACACCACCUGCGCCCUGCCAAAUCCAACUAUCCGAAGUCUUCAAGGUCAAUGCGUUCAAACGAGAAGCAUGCUGUUGUGAACCGGAGGCGACUCUCUUCACACGCGACUCAAUAUACAACGUCACCGACAGUAAAAGAUCCCCGCACGUUGGGUCAUGUAAAGGAGACAAAUGCGGCAUAAUCAAUUCGUCCACCCUCAUUCCGGAACUGGAGCAGGGUAACCGCUACCCAGGAAACACAGCAUGCGUGGAAUCAUGUGGAGGACCGGGAUGUGAUUGCUUCUUCAUCAGCUCCGGAUGUCUCUUUUACAGAAUCUACAUGGUACCCAUCGAUGAGAAAGUCUACGAAAUCCUUCACUGCAAUAGAUGGAGAGAAGCUGCCAACAUAGAAAUUACGCACUUCGACGGCAUUAAGUGGGAGACAUCGACAAUAUCUGAGAAACUGAUUCCCAAUAUCCCCAAGAAAUGGAAGUCUCUCACUUUCACGCUAACUUCCCUGUCAUUCCACCACUUCGGACUCUAA